AUUUUCGCGUCGGAAUAUUUCCUUGAAACUCCGGUGGAAUUCAAUGUGUCAAGACUCCCAAACAACACCAUUUUCCUUAACCGCCAUGUUGAACCAUCGGGUGCUCACUCAUUUCCUGUCAUGGCGUUGGUGACAAUUUCGGGCUAUCCAUGUUCGGGCAAAUCGAGGAGAGCAGAUCAGAUCAAGCAACACCUUGAAGCGAGAUUGGAUGCGCAAGAAUAUGCCGGACCGAAACUGAAAGUCGUAAUUCUUUCGGACGACACACUGAAUAUAGAUCGAACAUCUUACAGUGACAGUCGAUCGGAAAAACCAGCUCGAGGCACACUGUUCACUGCAAUGCAGCGGCAGAUGGGCCAGGAUACCAUCCUGAUCGUGGACUCGCUCAAUUACAUCAAAGGGUUCCGAUAUCAAAUGUACUGUGCUGCUAGGGAACACAAGUUGCGAGUAUGCACAGUGUGGGUAGUUGCGAAGAAGGAGAUGUGUGAGGAGUGGAACUCGUCGCGCUCUAGUGGUCGCGCAUACAAUCCAGAGACGUUGGAGAAUCUCUUUCUGCGUUAUGAAGAACCAUCGUCGAUGGUUCGGUGGGAUUCGCCCCUUGUCACAAUUACCUGGGAGGAUCAAGAUGUACCUGCGGAGGACAUCUGGCAAGCCGUUACAGGUGGUGUUGUGAAGCCUCCUAAUACCGGCACUCAGGCGGUUCCCAAGGCACCCACAGACGCUCUGCUCACGCUUGAGCACACAACAGCCGCAGUGAUCUCGAGCAUUAUAUCCGAGCAGUCCAUAUUGCAAGGAAUAGGAGGCACGAUCACACUCGCACUUUCAACGCCAACACUCAGACCAAAGGUGACCUUACCGGCACGUAAUGUCACGCUGUCCGAGAUGCAGCGCCUGAAGCGACAGUUCGUCACCGUACACAAGAAGGCAAUUACCCUUGGUUCAACAGAGAAGGGCGGCGUGGACUGGAGCGAGGAGAGCGUAGCAGAUAAGUUUGCAACGUAUCUAACUGAGAACAUCAAGUCAUAGAGCCCUCAACGCUAUCAGUCGUAUAUUGAUGUGCAAUUUCAUUCUGCAUGUAUUAUCUGGACCCCAAUAGACCGCCACAUCGUGCUCCCCGG
Molecule: messenger RNA, 1115 nt
Organism: Coniophora puteana RWD-64-598 SS2
Lineage: Eukaryota; Fungi; Basidiomycota; Agaricomycetes; Boletales; Coniophoraceae
Product: chromatin associated protein KTI12
Exons: 5
Coding region: 121-1023 (300 amino acids)
Source: RefSeq, a predicted model, not a curated record